AUGUUGUGCCUUUUGAUGUUAUUCGUACGUAUGGGCUCGACAUGUGACACGCAAAAUAUUCACGGUUCUCAACCAUCGGAAGGUUUAAUCACCUCACCCCGCUAUCCUCUCACUUAUCCACCCGAUUCCAACUGCCUUUACAAACUUACUGCCGCAUCAGGACUUGUUAUUCGCAUUUCAUUCAUACAUUUCGAGUUAGAACGACCAUUACCGCGUUCCAAUCAGUGCUUCAAUGACUAUGUUAUUAUAACCGUAACUGAUCGUCACGGAAGAGAUCAUAUUGGCGAUCGCUACUGUGGUUUAAGUCUUCCACCACCUAUUCAAACUAUGCAAAAUACAUUAACAAUACGUUUUCAUUCAUCACGUACAAAUCAAUAUCCAGGAUUUAAACUUCAUUAUCAGUUUUUACCCGAAGAAUCAAUAAUGGAACCACCUAGUACUUAUUAUGACAACGACCAAAGGUAUCGUAAGCAAUGUGGAGGUCACAAUGCCAAAGAUUCGUUAUAUGGAGAAAUAAUCAGUCCAGGCUAUCCAGUGAUCUAUCCAAAAAAUGUUUCAUGUCACUGGUUAAUAAGGCUGCAUUUAGCUGAAUGUGACCGGGCGUCAUUAUACAUUAUUGAUGGUUAUCACCAAGAAACAAAUUACGAGAAUUAUCGAAAUGAAGAUUUAUUUCAAGUGCACUUUUGUGGCAAUCAGGAUUAUUACAACGAAGACGGAAUGAAAUCGUAUAUAUCAGUCAGUAAUCGGCUGCUAAUAAAAUUCAUCUCAAGAGAUUAUCCAACAUCGGAAUUAUUGGAGAAAUAUGAACAAGCAGGAAAGCCAAUUGGAUUUCGCCUUAUUUGGACCGAAGUUGAAGAACUUUUAAGCGAUGGGCAAUUAUGCAAUGGUUUCGCUUGCAAAGGAGGUGAUCUUUGUAUCGAUGAUGGCCGCAAUGUCUGUGCAAGUCGAAGUCAGCUUUGUAUCAAUAAAUCAUUGCUAUGUAACGGUGUACCCAAUUGUGCAGAAAAUGAUAACAGCGAUGAACAAUACUUAAUUUUUCUUGCUGUAUUAUGGCAAAGAAGUCAAAUUAAGAAGAAAAUCGAAAGGCGCACCAAGGACCAUCUAGAUGCUGAUCAUAACGAUAAAGAUGGCACCGUUGUUUGGGAAACCAAUCAGCAAUUAUCAAAUCACUCACCUACCAGUUCAUAUCACGUAAAUACGAGCAAUCGAAUUCGAAAUGAUUUAUACGAAAUGGGAACAUUUCGAUCGGCUCCUCUCUAA
Dracunculus medinensis (Guinea worm) is the source of this 1260-nucleotide messenger RNA. NCBI's taxonomy places the organism in Eukaryota, Metazoa, Nematoda, Chromadorea, Rhabditida, Dracunculidae. The record is from the annotation of a GenBank genome assembly.